AUGGAGACGCCGACUCCAAUGCCUGCUUUUGCGCCAGGGGAGAGGCCUGUGCUGUUAUUGGACUUGUCUGGGCUCGACGACGACGACAACGAUGACGACAACGAUAAUGAUGAUGAUGUUGCUGUUGCUGUCGGUAUUACGGGCAUGGAUAUAGUUGAUGGCCCUGCGCCUGUCGAGCUCACUAUUAUUGUUGCCGCUGACGUUGUGAACAGCGACAUGUCUUUCUGCUCGUAUGCAACAGUGAUUGCCUGCACCCAUGGUCAAAUGCCCGCUGAUGGUGGUGGAUCCAAGUUCUGUGUUUCCGGAUCUGGCGAGGACGGCCGUGCAGGGCUGGAGGCAGGAUACGAACUGACGCAGCCGGCGGUUUCCGGCUUUUCUGCUUUGGAUGUGCAGCAGGGACAGACACAGAAGCAGAAGCAGAAGCAGAAACGCAAGUAUGCGAUCCUCGUGAAGCGCGAAGCGAGCAAUUACAACCUUUGGCAUUCGCUGCUGGAGAUAUUCUCCGUGCAGAUGUCGAUGGACGUGUUGCGGAUGUUCACAGGAGAAGAACAAGAAAAAGAAGAUAUCAACGCCAAAGUCAUCAUCCUGGACGAGCUGCACGAUGGUCCCGUCUUUGAUCUGUGGUCUCUGCAUCCCUCCUCCACAAAACCUAUCCGACUGAACGAGAUGACCAAGCCCACGGAGACGAUGAACAUCGUCCUGCCCCUGCCCGGCGGAAGUAAUCCGUUCUGGCAGGGCGACUGGGAGGAUUUACCCUGUCAGCGCUCGGAGCUGCUGCGGGUGUUUGUGGAGCGGGUUCUUGUCUUCUACCGGCUGGAUAUUAUUGAAAAUGAAAGUGAAAGUGCAGACAGCGGAAGCAAAAGAAAGACAGUAGUAACCUUCAUCGACCGCCGGGAGAAACGGAGACUCAUAAACCAAGAGCAGCACCUCGCGUCGCUCAGGGAUGCGCUGUUCAACACCACCACCACCACUACUACUACUGCGGGGAUAAAAGUGGUCGACUUUGCUGCUUUAUCCUUUGAAGAGCAGCUGCGUGUUGUUCGCGAAACGGACGUGCUGGUUGGCGUGCACGGCGCCGGUCUCACUCAUGGCAUGUUUCUACGGCCGGGGUCGGCGAUGGUCGAGAUCUUGCCUGGUGGACUGGAGCACCGGGGAUUCCGCAACCUGGCGCGGCAGAUGGGACAUAGGUACUUUUGUGUUUCAGGGGAGGCGCAGGGGGAUUGGCAGCAGAGCGAUGUUGGAGUUGGAGAAGAGUUUGUGGGGGUUGUUCUGGAUGCUAUUCACACUAUUAAUGGAAUGAAUGGAUGA
Messenger RNA from Monascus purpureus, 1308 nucleotides. NCBI's taxonomy places the organism in Eukaryota, Fungi, Ascomycota, Eurotiomycetes, Eurotiales, Aspergillaceae. The record is from the annotation of a GenBank genome assembly.